GAUUUCUAUUCGGCGCGUCCAGUGAAGACAGCUUAUGUAAACAUAGUUGAUUUCGUUUAAAUACUCAUUUUUCAUUUUAACUUCUUAUCGAUAUAUUAUAAUAUUUUAUUUCGUAUUAACUAUGUCACGCGUACUUGUAGGUGUGAAAAGAGUAAUCGAUUAUGCGGUCAAGGUAAAUUUUAGGUUGUAGGAUAUCUAAACAUAGAAUAGCUUUAAUUAAAGAAAGAAAAAAGCAAGCAGCAGUUAUCUUAUCUUAUAUCAAAUUUGAUCUUGGUAAAGAUCCGUGUCAAACCAGAUAAAACAGGAGUUAUUACAGAUGGAAUUAAACAUUCAAUGAAUCCUUUCGAUGAGAUAGCUAUUGAGGAAGCUAUAAGAAUGAAAGAAAAAAAAUUAGCACAAGAGGUAAUUGCAGUUACAUGUGGCCUUUCUCAAGCACAAGAUACUUUGAGAACUGCAUUAGCUAUGGGUGCUGAUCGUGGAAUACACGUUGAAAUACCACCAGCAGAAUAUGAUACUUUACAACCAAUUCAUGUAUCUAAGAUUUUAGCAAAACUUGCAAAAGAUGAGAAAGUUGAUUUGAUUAUUGUUGGAAAGCAAGCAAUCGAUGAUGACAGCAAUCAAACUGCCCAAAUGAUUGCUGGUAAUUUAGAUUGGCCAGCAGGAACAUUUUGCAGUAAGAUCGAACAUGGUAAUGGUGAAUUGACUAUUACUCGAGAAAUUGAUGGGGGGUUAGAAGUCCUCAGAUUAAAAACUCCAGCUGUCCUCAGUGCUGAUCUUCGUCUUAAUGAACCUCGAUAUGCUACAUUACCAAAUAUUAUGAAAGCAAAAAAGAAACCAAUUAAAAAAAUUAGUUCAAAGGAUCUUGGCAUAGACACAUCUGCAAGAAUUGAAAUUAUUUCGGUAGAAGAGCCACCAGUUAGACAGGCUGGUGCAAUAGUACCUGAUGUUGAUACUUUAAUAGCUAAACUAAAAGAGCGUGGACAUCUUUGAUAUCUUCUAAGUGAUCUAUAAAAUAGAAGAUUAAAAUGUUGUAUCUUCCUUGCAAUGAAUUUUAUUAUAUUUUAUUGUAUAUAACAUAUGCUAUAUGUACAUAAUUAGAAUGGAUAAGCUCUAUAUUAUAUAUUUUCAUAAAUUUGUACCAUGUGGAGGAAAAAUGUA
This is a messenger RNA of Vespula vulgaris, 1158 nucleotides long. It is a transcript of the gene Etfb, whose product is annotated as electron transfer flavoprotein subunit beta. Bases 334 to 990 code for a protein of 218 amino acids. Gene Ontology annotation, cellular component: cytosol. NCBI's taxonomy places the organism in Eukaryota, Metazoa, Arthropoda, Insecta, Hymenoptera, Vespidae. Gene Ontology annotation, molecular function: electron transfer activity. The transcript is spliced from 3 exons. The record is from RefSeq and is a predicted model, not a curated record.